AUGAAUAGUCUGUCAGAUACUGCAAAGUUAAGUGUAUCACUUCAAGAGGGUUCAUCUCAAUGCCUUGAUAGAUCAGAUGAACAUCUUUCUUCAUCCAGUAUGACGAGUGGAAUUUCAUUCCAAAAAUCGGUUCAUUCCCUUGCAGUCGAUCAAAGUGAGACUAGAAUAUUAGCUAAUUCAAGUAAUAACAUUCCAACUGUUACACAAACGCCUUUAGAUGACCACCCACUAACGACUAGUUUACUUGAAGUGAAUCAGACCACAAAAAAUGACAAUAAAUCGUAUAAAUAUAUUAAAAGCACUUCGAAACUUAAUUCCUUCAAGGCAAGUCUUUAUACCUUCGGGGACAAUAGUCAGCAUGUAACUCUGCAUAAUGAAAGUAAAAGCAAUGCAGCGGACGACAAUAUCGCAGUAGAUUCUUCUAAACACCUGUCAAUCUUGGAUACUAUAAAUAUGAAAGCUGUUUACCAACGAAAUGAUCCAGAAAUUUCUGGUUCCACAUUAACGCAUCAGAAUCAUCAUCAAUCAAACAAGGCGGAAUAUACCACUGAUCAUCAUAUCCGACCUACAAUUUCAAGUCAAACUAAUCCUUCCACAUCUGGUGUACGUCGUUUCAUUCAUACAUUUCUCUCUUCAGCUAUGGAUUUAAAAGUGUUCGGUGAACCAGUUCCAGCAAAUGAACAUCCUCAAUUAAUUGUUUGUGAUGAAAGUUGUAUAACAAUUUUAAAACAAUUUUAUAUAUCACAAAGUCUUUCAAACGAAUCAACAUCUAAAGGUAGUGAUUGUAGUCGGCCACCUGCAUCUGUUUGUCAAUUAUUACUAGCUAAUCCUGAUAUAUAUGUUAAUGAUCGAGAGUUCACUUCAAUCAUUGCUUUUGCCUUAACCACAUCAGAAUAUGAACGGAAGUUGCUUACUUCAGAUGUUCAACUUGGUCAGUCAGCACUCGCUAAUUUUAAAGAGAUUGAGGAUGAGUCAGCUGCUAUUCGUACAGAUAUAUCAGAUUUGGGGAAUAUUGAUGAGCAUGAAAAAGCUAAUGUUAUUCUGGACAAUGAAGUGCCUGUAGUUAAUCCAGGUGACUAUGAAUCUUCUGUGAAAUCAGAUAUUCAUCAAGAGGUUAACAACAGUAAAGCGCCAACAUCAUCACACUUAACUACACCUCGAGAUCAAAAGUUGUCAGGACUGACAUCAUCACAUUCACCUAAUUUACCAACUGGUGCUCAUCAUUCUGCAUCAUCUACAUCCUUGGGAAAUGAUAAAUCAAAUGUAUCUCGAAGUCGUCAUAUUAAAAUCCAGUUUUCUGAUAGCUCGACUAAUUUCUUUUGCUGUAUUUAUUAUGCCUCCGAAUUUUUCCGUUUACGCCAACUUGUAAUGCCCAAUGGAGAUAUGACUUUCAUACAAUCCUUAUCAAGAUGCUAUCAUUGGGAUGCACGUGGUGGUAAAUCUGGUUCUUUGUUUAUGAAAACUCGGGAUGAACGAUUUGUAAUCAAAGAACUCUCAUCAAUUGAGAUGAAGACAUUUCAUGAGAUUUCACAGGAAUAUUUUGAUUAUCUAAUUACGGCAGCACUUGAUCAGCGUCUAUGCGUAUUAUCACGAAUACUGGGAAUAUUUCAUGUUGGAUUCAAAAAUUCUGCUUCAGGUGAAGCACAUCGAUUUGAUGUUCUUGUAAUGGAAAAUCUGUUUCAUGGUCGUACGCAUUUAGCCUACAUCUACGACUUAAAAGGUUCUCUUCGUAAACGAUUAGCAGAUGAAUCAUCAAAUAAUAUUACGCUUAGUACAAACACUGCUACUUGUAAUACAGAUCCAGCUCAGGAAAUGGAUGAAACCGUAUCAAAUUCUGCGAUCUCCUCUUCUGGACUUGCUUUUUCAACAAAAGAUAAUGGUCUACCAUCAGAAAUUGAUAAAAAACAUAUACCGGUUCUCUUGGAUCAGAAUCUAUUGAAUGCUUCUAUAGACAAUCCAUUGUACUUGAGGGUACAUUCAAAGAAUGCUUUAGCACAUUGUCUAAAUACAGAUACAACAUUUUUAGCCAAUUUAUUUAUUAUGGAUUAUUCAUUAUUGGUCGGUGUGGAUACAACAUCUAAUCAACUUGUAGUCGGUUUAAUUGACUAUUUGCGUAAAUUCACCCUUGACAAACGCCUUGAAAUGAUUAUUAAACAAACGAUAACAAGUGCACAAGGACCAAUGCCAACUAUACUUACACCUGAUUUGUAUCGUGAACGUUUCCUUUAUCAACUGCACAGUUAUUUUCCUCUACUACCUGAUCAAUGGUAUGAUAGUUUAGCUGAGCAUACAGAAGGUUGGCGUGUACGUACACGACGGAAAGCAGUAGGCAAGAAACAAUGA
Molecule: messenger RNA, 2343 nt
Organism: Trichobilharzia regenti
Lineage: Eukaryota; Metazoa; Platyhelminthes; Trematoda; Strigeidida; Schistosomatidae
Source: the annotation of a GenBank genome assembly